AUGGGAGAAGAGGACCGCACUACCGUUGCCAUGGACGCCGCCACCAACGUCUCCAUGGAGCUGGAUGUCCUCGACUGCCCCAUCUGCUCGGAGCCCCUGCGCCCUCCGUGUGCUGUGGGGCAUCUCAGAUGCUCAUCCUGCCAUGGCAAGCUCCCAAAAGGAAGAAAUGCCACUACUGCUCUCGCAAAAAGCGUCGUCUACGAACGCAGCUACGGGAUAGAAAAAGUCCUUGGAUCCAUCCAAGUCCCUUGCUACUACUCAAAGGCAGGUCACGCAGAGGCAUGCCCGCACGCGCCGUGCUUCUGCCCGGAGACCGGCUGCGGCUUCACCGGAUCAACCGGGAUGCUCCUCGCGCACUUCACCACCGAGCAUCGCUGGCCCUCCGUGAGGUUCAGCUACGCGCGGUCCUUCUCCGUCGACGUGCCGCCGGUGCAGGAAGCGGCGCACGUCGUCGUCGUCCUCUCCGGCAAGGACGACGACGGGUGCCUGUUCCUUCUCGACGUGACGCCAGCUGCGCCGCUGGGCUGCGUCGUCUCGGUGUUCUGCGUACGGCCGCGCGACGACGAGACGAAAUUCCGGUGUGGUGUGUCGUUGACCUACUCGGAGACGGAGAACAGCUCGUUCCAUAUACAGUCUUCGGAAUUCGAAGUGCCAAGCACGACGCUCGCGGAUGGGAUACCGCGGGAGCGGGACUGCUCCAUGUCCGUUCUUGUGCCCAGAUUCUGUCUGGAGAAGGACGGCAAAAUCUGUGUCACUAUGAACAAGGCCUUAGCCUGA
Messenger RNA from Miscanthus lutarioriparius, 777 nucleotides. The record is from the annotation of a GenBank genome assembly. Lineage: Eukaryota; Viridiplantae; Streptophyta; Magnoliopsida; Poales; Poaceae.